Messenger RNA from Talaromyces stipitatus ATCC 10500, 1454 nucleotides. Its product is annotated as pyruvate dehydrogenase E1 beta subunit PdbA, putative. Gene Ontology annotation, molecular function: pyruvate dehydrogenase (acetyl-transferring) activity. Lineage: Eukaryota; Fungi; Ascomycota; Eurotiomycetes; Eurotiales; Trichocomaceae. The record is from RefSeq and is a predicted model, not a curated record. The transcript is spliced from 3 exons. The coding region runs from base 113 to 1237 and encodes 374 amino acids. Gene Ontology annotation, biological process: pyruvate decarboxylation to acetyl-CoA.
AACCAUCAGGGUGCAGCAUUGCCCAUUCUCCUCUCCUCUCAAUUUGAUUUCUUGUUGUGUUUUCCUCUCGUUCCUUUUAUUCAUCUUUUAAUAACAGACCAGAUCAGUUGAAAUGGCUGCUCCCCGAUUUCUCCGACCAGCUGGUCGCUUGCUUCAGUCGCGAAUUGCGUCGCCCAUUUCUCGUCCAGCUUUCCGAUUGCCUGCCCAGUCCAUCUCAUAUCGCCGUACAUAUGCCAGCGAGGCUUCAAAAGAGGUUACGGUUAGAGACGCAUUGAACGAGGCUCUUGCUGAGGAAUUGGAGGCCAAUGAGAAGGUGUUUGUCAUGGGAGAGGAAGUUGCGCAAUAUAACGGAGCAUACAAGGUGACCCGAGGUCUUCUAGACCGUUUUGGACCCAAACGUGUCAUUGACACUCCCAUCACUGAAGCUGGUUUCACCGGUUUGGCAACUGGUGCUGCUUUGGCUGGCCUCCACCCGGUUUGUGAAUUCAUGACUUUCAACUUCGCUAUGCAAGCUAUCGACCACAUCAUCAACUCUGCCGCAAAAACACAUUACAUGUCCGGAGGUAUCCAGCCCUGCAAUAUCACUUUCCGUGGUCCCAACGGUUUCGCUGCCGGUGUCGCCGCCCAGCACUCACAAGAUUACUCCGCCUGGUACGGAGCUAUCCCCGGUUUGAAGGUCGUUGCCCCCUACAGUGCAGAGGAUGCGAAGGGUCUUCUCAAGGCCUCCAUCCGUGACCCCAACCCCGUCGUCUUCCUCGAGAACGAGCUUCUUUACGGUCAAGCCUUCUCCGUGAGCGAAGAGUUCCGCAGCAGCGAUUUCGUCCUCCCCAUCGGAAAGGCCAAGAUCGAGCGUCCCGGUAAAGAUUUGACCAUUGUUUCAUUGUCCCGAACAGUCGGUCUCUGCCUCCAGGCCGCUGCUGAGCUCAAGGAGAAAUACGGCGUUGACGCUGAAGUUAUCAACCUGCGAUCCGUCAAGCCUCUCGAUGUUGAGACGAUUAUCAAGUCUCUCAAGAAGACCGGCCGUUUCAUGGCUGUUGAAUCCGGUUUCCCCAUGUACGGUGUCAGCUCUGAGCUCCUCGCUGUCGCCAUGGAGUACGGAUUCGAUUAUCUGACCGCUCCAGCUGUGCGUGUCACUGGUGCUGAUGUGCCAACUCCAUAUGCCGCCAAGCUCGAAGAGAUGAGCUUCCCCCAGACUGAUACGAUUGUUGGCCAAGCUGCUAAGCUUCUCCGACUGUAAUUCUCCCCUCUCAAAAGCCUCCUUUAAUGUAAACAAGGAAAAAAAACAAAAACAAUCGAGAGAACAGACCUCACUGGGAAGGUUUUUUCUCAAAACAUCUAAUUUUGUCAUGUGUCAUAUUGUUAGAGUGUUCGGACUGCACUUUCCUUGUCAACUUUACUAUAUUUUAGCCAAUUCUAGAAUUGUACGACUAUGUUGAAUAUUUUCUAACAGGAUA